Molecule: messenger RNA, 462 nt
Organism: Blastomyces dermatitidis ER-3
Lineage: Eukaryota; Fungi; Ascomycota; Eurotiomycetes; Onygenales; Ajellomycetaceae
Exons: 3
Coding region: 1-462 (153 amino acids)
Source: RefSeq, a predicted model, not a curated record
AUGGCCAAGUCAAGCCACUGCUCAGCAUGCGGCGGCAUCCGCACCCUAGCCACUAAGGUUACCAAUCGGCUCAAAGUCCGUGUCCGUCCACGCAGCUAUUUGAGAUCAAUAAUAAUGACUACGGAGUACAUGCAGUUCUUCAACCGCUUUGUCCAGCAGAGCCUCGAGUCAUUCGGUUGUGAUCUCCUCGACACCACAGUAGGCUCUUGCAGGACAACAAUACACUCCCCAAAAAGGAUCUACACGAAAUCUGGGUUCAGCUGCUGCAUGCGGCAUGCAGUCGUCCUGAAAAUGUUCAAGGUGGGACGUGCCGUUACUUUCCCAGUCCUUAAGACGGGUAUAAUGGCCGGGUCAGUCGUCGGCCCGUUUAUGCUGGACCUGAGGAAUGUUGAAGUUGCGAUUUGUGGCGUAACUGAUGACUGGGAGCGAGCGCUGUCAUGGUUGAAAUUCGAGUACCACUGA